UUUUCGGUUACUUACGGUAAGGUGGACCCGCAGUGUCCACUAAAGGAUCAGGUGAUCCACUAACUACGACGCCAAGGCUGACUGGGGAAAAUGCAAAAUGACAUAUAGCAAAUGUCGGAGCGUAAUUCAUUCACGUUUCGGGCUCAAACUGGGAUUAAACCGCACGGCUGGAGCUCCAAUGUAACGAUGGCGCGUUAGGGCUGGUAGCGCCACUGCGAUUUUUGGAUCUUUUAAUUUAUGAGAAAUCCCAUUCACAGACACAUAUUGUUUCAACAUGGGGCUGUGCUACAGUCUGCGUCCCCGGCUCUUCGGGGACCUGAGCGGCUCUAUCUCAAACGCCACCUCGGACUCGGAACAGCCGCCGGACGCCGCGGUACCGAGCCGUGCCGGGGCCGCUCGCUCGGAGGACACCGCCGGGACUGGGGAGACCUCCGCGCUGCGCCCCGGGGAGCACCGCCGAGCGGACACGGGCACCGACGGCGUGCUGAUCCAAAACGGAGGCGGCGGAGGCAGCGGAAAGGGCACGGGCAAAGAGCGCGGCCGCCGCUUACAGCUGCUCCAAAAGACUAGCGCACAGAAGCAGAAAAACUGGGAUAAAUUAUUGGUGGAGGAAAAGGAGGCCGAGAAGGAGGCGAAGAAAGUCAGUAAAAACAUUGACAGGGCACUGAAGGAGCUCAAGCGGGAGUACAAACAGACGCAUCGACUGCUGCUGCUCGGUGCGGGAGAGUCCGGAAAGAGCACCAUUGUAAAGCAGAUGAGAAUCCUACACGUCAAUGGAUUCAACGCGGAAGAAAAGAAACAGAAAAUCCAAGAUAUCCGGAAAAACGUGAAGGAUGCAAUAGUGACUAUAGUGUCGGCGAUGAGCACUUUAAUACCCCCAGUCCCGCUAGCCAACCCAGAGGACCAAUUCAGAAUCGAAUACAUCAAAAGCAUAGCACCGCUUUCGGACUUCGACUAUCCACAGGAGUUCUUUGACCACGCAAAGAAGCUAUGGGACGAUGAAGGAGUCAAGGCCUGUUUUGAGAGGUCAAACGAGUACCAGCUCAUCGACUGCGCACAAUAUUUUCUGGACAGAAUCGACUCGGUAAGACAGAGCGACUACACACCCACGGACCAGGACCUUCUACGCUGCCGAGUGUUAACUUCAGGGAUUUUCGAGACGCGGUUCCAAGUAGAUAAAGUCAACUUUCACAUGUUCGACGUUGGAGGCCAGAGAGACGAGAGGAGAAAAUGGAUCCAAUGCUUUAAUGAUGUCACUGCGAUCAUCUUUGUGGUGGCCAGCAGCAGCUAUAACAUGGUAAUAAGGGAAGACAACAACACCAACAGACUACGGGAAGCACUCGACCUCUUCCGCAGCAUUUGGAACAACAGAUGGUUACGCACUAUAUCGGUCAUAUUAUUCCUGAACAAGCAGGACAUGUUGGCCGAGAAAGUAUUAGCUGGAAAAUCUAAAAUCGAAGACUACUUUCCUGAAUAUGCUCGCUACACCAUACCAAAUGAAGCCACCCCUGAACCCGGCGAGGACCCAAGAGUCACAAGAGCUAAGUUUUUCAUCCGGGACGAGUUUCUUCGGAUCAGCACUGCAAGUGGGGACGGCCGGCACUACUGCUACCCUCACUUCACCUGCGCUGUGGACACAGAAAACAUCCGCCGCGUGUUCAACGACUGCAGAGACAUCAUACAGAGAAUGCACCUGCGCCAGUACGAACUCUUGUGAUGGUCACGCCCCCAAAGCCCCUUAGCCCCGCCCCCAAACAACCCAUAAGCCCCGCCCCUCUGACCUCUGACCUGCCCUGGGACGAUGAAGUACUACUGAAGUGUGUCAAAAUCCUCUUCUUAGCUUUUUCUACGUUUUUCUCAAUGAUGGAAUUGUUGGAGUUUUUGAAGACAUUUGGGGAACAAGUUUGUCGUGUGCCGCUGGUUUAUUUCGAUUUUUCCAUAAAAACGCCUUGAUUUUAAAUGUCAUUCCACUAAAAGAGCCUUGCGCUACCUCCUUAAUUUUGCCCCUUUGUGUCUUUUUCUUUUUUUUUUUUUUUUUCAUAAUUUUAGUUUAUUUUUCAACUUCCUUCGGACCUAAUUUGUUGGGUGUGAAACUUGAAACCAACCGGACCUCAUUGUAGAGGCUAGGCGUGCUACGAAGAAGAUUUUGUGUGAAAAUGUCUGGCAACCUCCGUAACUUUUCCCAAUAUAUAUUUUUGAAGGAGAAAGACAAACGUAUGAAGAUUUAAAUGCACUUUGCUUCAGGUUCCUUAAUAAUUUUGUUUUUUCAAAUUUUUAUUUUGAAUUUUUUUUUUUUUUUUUUGUCCAGAGGAAGCAUACACACACAAUGUAGCAUCACUAUAUUUAUUAACCCUGGUGUUAACUCGAGGGGCGAAUGGAGGAGAUUUUUUUUUGGAAAAUUUUGUUUUUUGAAGGAUUAUUCUAACACGGGACUGAGUUUGCACCUUAGCCCCCCUCUCUACAAACUCCAAAAAUACCACCCAGCCCUUUCCGCUUUCAGACAGGAGGGACCACGAAGCGAAAGAUGAUGAAUUUCUUUCUUUUUUUUUUUCCUUUUUUUUGUUUAACUUGUACACUGUGCAAGGUUGGGUUAUCCUGUACAGACUGUAAAAUGUAAUAUUAUUUUGUACAACCUAAUUGAAAGAAAAACAAAUCUACUUGUAGAUCUUUGUGCCUUGAAUAUGGCUGUACUUGUAAUAUGAGCUCCUGUAAGUAUGUUUUUUUGACUGCGCUGUACAGCUUUGAUGUCAACCUCUAUCUGCAGCCGACAAUGACUGCGGGUGGGGCAAUUUCUCUGUAGAAAUUAGUUUUUUCUGGUUUAUAAAAAAAAUCUGAAAUUCUGUUUAGUAAAAAAUAAAAAAAUAGGGAAAACUCCUUAAAAACCUGUAUACAUUAUGCAAAAUUAACCACUUACCUGCAGUGAAGACAGCGCCAUGCCUUUUUGUUUCUUCUCUCUCUCUUUUGGUUUUAACUCCUCCUUUCAUUUUAUUUGACAAAUAUUAUUAUAAUGAUUUGAAUUUCACAGCUUUAAACAGACAUUGGAAAUCCAUUGUUUUUUGAUAGGACUUUUGCAGUAUGCGUGAGGUGUAUAUAAAGACAUAGGCAUAGACGGUGAGUUUCUAUGCCGGAGUGAGAGAGACUUUUCUUAAUGUAUGUACGUGUAAAUUUAUAGCUCUAUUAUAAAUAUUAAUGUACAAUUCAACCUGUUUAAUUAUGUGUGUGCCUAUAGAGUAUGUAUACAAGAACAGUAUGCAUAUGAUAGGAAAGCAUGUCUAGAGAAUGGUGAAAAUGAGGGCGUGCAAUAUUACUACUAACCCUUUUCGGUCCUUUUGGCGCCCUCUACUGGCACAGGCACUAAAUGAAUGUGUGAGCAGCACCGACUACAGCUCUUCUUCUUGUCCCCCCCUCCCCUCCCCCUGUGUACAAACAGCAUCAGCCUUUCUCUCUUACGGCACGUCCACCCCCCCUACAGGCAGACAGAGUGAACUGACCAGGCCGAUGACAAAUGACAUUUUUAUUUUCUCUAAAUAAAGAGGCACAUUAGCGGA
Molecule: messenger RNA, 3548 nt
Organism: Periophthalmus magnuspinnatus
Lineage: Eukaryota; Metazoa; Chordata; Actinopteri; Gobiiformes; Gobiidae
Product: guanine nucleotide-binding protein G(olf) subunit alpha
Exons: 12
Coding region: 275-1717 (480 amino acids)
Biological process (GO): adenylate cyclase-modulating G protein-coupled receptor signaling pathway
Cellular component (GO): heterotrimeric G-protein complex
Molecular function (GO): GTP binding; GTPase activity; G protein-coupled receptor binding
Source: RefSeq, a predicted model, not a curated record